AUGUCGGACAAUCAGAGUUGGAAUUCCUCUGGCUCCGAGGAGGACCCCGAGACAGAGCCCGGGCUGCCUGUUGAGCUCUGUGGGGUACUCAGCAAGUGGACUAAUUACAUUCAUGGGUGGCAGGAUCGAUGGGUAGUUCUGAAAAGCAACACACUCAGUUAUUACAAGUCUGAAGAUGAAACGGAGUAUGGCUGCAGAGGCUCUAUCUGUCUGAGCAAGGCUGUGAUUACACCUCAUGACUUUGACGAAUGCAGAUUUGAUAUUAGUGUAAACGAUAGUGUUUGGUACCUCCGAGCUCAGGACCCAGACCACAGACAACAGUGGGUAGAUGCAAUAGAACAACACAAGACUGAAUCUGGCUAUGCAUCAGAGUCAAGUUUGCGACGCCAUGGCUCCAUGGUGUCUCUUGUUUCUGGAGCAAGUGGAUACUCUGCAACAUCCACCUCUUCAUUCAAGAAGGGCCAUAGCUUACACGAGAAGCUUGCAGAAAUGGAAACCUUUAGAGACAUCUUGUGUAGACAAGUUGAUACUUUACAGAAAUACUUUGAUGCCUGUGCAGAUGCAGUUUCCAAAGAUGAACUCCAGAGGGAUAAAGUGGUAGAAGAUGAUGAAGAUGAUUUCCCUGUGAUGCGUUCCGAUGGGGAUGUUUUACAUAACAGUAACAGCAGUAAGGAAAAAUUGUUUCCACAUGUGACACCCAAAGGAAUUAAUGGCAUAGACUUUAAAGGAGAAGCUAUAACUUUCAAGGCAACUACUGCUGGAAUCCUUGCUACACUCUCUCAUUGCAUUGAACUCAUGGUGAAACGUGAAGAAAGCUGGCAAAAAAGGCUAGAUAAGGAGAUAGAGAAAAGGAGAAGAAUUGAAGAAGCAUACAAAACUGCUGUGACAGAACUGAAGAAAAAGUCCCACUUUGGAGGACCAGACUAUGAGGAGGGUCCUAAUAGUCUGAUUAAUGAAGAAGAAUUCUUUGAUGCUGUUGAAGCUGCUCUCGAUAGACAGGAUAAAAUGGAAGAGCAGUCCCAAAGUGAAAAGGUCAGAUUAUACUGGCCAAUAUCCUUACCUUCUGGAGAUGCAUAUUCUGCUGUGGGUACUCAUAGAUUUGUCCAAAAGCCCUAUAGUCGUUCUUCCUCCAUGUCUUCCAUUGAUCUAGUCAGUGCCUUUGAUGUUCACAGAUUCAGCGCCCAGGUGGAAGAAAUGGUACAAAACCAUAUGACAUAUUCCUUGCAAGACAUAGGAGGAGAUGCCAAUUGGCAGCUAGUGGUAGAAGAAGGAGAAAUGAAGGUGUACAGAAGAGAGGUGGAAGAGAAUGGAAUAGUUUUAGAUCCUUUGAAAGCAACGCAUGCUGUUAAAGGGGUAACAGGGCAUGAAGUUUGCCACUACUUCUGGAAUGUCGAUGUUCGUAAUGACUGGGAAACAACAAUUGAAAAUUUCCAUGUUGUGGAAAAUUUAGCUGAUAAUGCCAUCAUCGUUUACCAGAUGCAUAAGAGAGUGUGGCCGGCUUCUCAAAGGGAUGUACUGUAUUUGUCUGCCAUCAGAAAGAUACCAGCAUUCAGUGAAAAUGAUCCUGAAACAUGGAUUGUUUGCAAUUUCUCUGUGGAACAUGACAGUGCUCCUCUGAACAAUCGCUGUGUCCGUGCCAAAAUAAAUAUUGCUAUGAUUUGUCAGACUUUAGUAAGCCCACCAGAAGGGAACAAGGAAAUAAGCAGGGACAAUAUCCUAUGCAAGAUUACGUAUGUAGCUAAUGUGAACCCAGGAGGAUGGGCACCAGCAUCAGUGUUACGGGCAGUGGCAAAACGAGAAUAUCCAAAAUUCUUAAAGCGUUUUACAUCAUAUGUGCAAGAGAAAACAGCAGGAAAGCCUAUUUUAUUCUAA
Neopelma chrysocephalum (saffron-crested tyrant-manakin) is the source of this 1872-nucleotide messenger RNA. Its product is annotated as collagen type IV alpha-3-binding protein-like. The transcript is spliced from 17 exons. Gene Ontology annotation, cellular component: Golgi apparatus. The record is from RefSeq and is a predicted model, not a curated record. Lineage: Eukaryota; Metazoa; Chordata; Aves; Passeriformes; Pipridae. Gene Ontology annotation, biological process: ER to Golgi ceramide transport. The coding region runs from base 1 to 1872 and encodes 623 amino acids. Gene Ontology annotation, molecular function: phosphatidylinositol-4-phosphate binding.